Triticum aestivum (bread wheat) is the source of this 1683-nucleotide messenger RNA. RefSeq lists its product as uncharacterized. The record is from RefSeq and is a predicted model, not a curated record. Lineage: Eukaryota; Viridiplantae; Streptophyta; Magnoliopsida; Poales; Poaceae. The coding region runs from base 24 to 1454 and encodes 476 amino acids. The transcript has 3 exons.
CCGACGUCUUCACCGAUUGGGCGAUGGAGGAGGCCGCCAUCUUCCCCGACUGGGCGAUGCUGGAUCGCAUGGGCCGCACCCGCUGCCACAAGGACCUAGACGCUGCUCGUCUGGUUGUCAGCAAGAACAAGACCGCCGCUCGACUCCGCAUUGACCGCGGCCUUUCCUUGUACGUGUCCUUCACCCUCGCGGCUCCGGGUGGGGUUUCCUACCUCAACCUCCACUGGCCGUCGGUGGGAGAAGGAUCCGAUGCCGCCUGUUCCUACGUCCGGGCAACCGACAAAGACCUCGUCCUCUUCGACAUCGAUGUCCCGACCCGGGUUCCCUACUUCGGCGCCCCGCCAGAUCUGUUCGUCUACACGGCCGCCGGUCCUUCCCCCUCGGUGCAGCAGCUCCCUCUGUACCCCAAGGAGAGGAUGAUAAGUCGGCGGUUCCUGAUGGGUAAAUUCACCACAGGCAUCUUGCGGCUCUCGGACAAGCACUACAUCGUUGCCGACCUCAGUGUCCAGGAUGGUGGUGCACUCUGCGUCUUCAACUCCUCCUCCCAGACUAAAGAGUGGAAAACCAUCCCCAUUACACCCGGCCAGAUACGUUGGCACCCACCGCAGCAGAACCAGAGCAGUGGCCAGCUCCCCAACCUCUGGUCAACUGACAAUGUGCUCGCUUUCAACGACCGUUUCCUGUGCUGGGUUGACUACUUCAGCGGUGUCCUGCUAUCUGACUUCUCUUCCACUCUAGGUUCCCCCAUGGCGCUCCACUUCGUACCUUUCCCUGGAGAGGAAUACCCUGAAGAGGUACGGGGCGCAAGUCAGUUCCCUGGGAGGUUCCGAAGUGUGUCCAUCACCCAAGGCAAGAUGUGCUUUGUCCACAUUGACAAUGACUUCCAUGAGGAGACAAGCGAAGAUGACUGCCCAUGUCUUCAGGUUCCUGGGAGACGAAGAAGCCAACCACAGCAGCAUCUGGGUCCCAAAAAGAUCACCAUUUGGACUUUGAACUCUUACAACUUAUUAGAGUUCAAGUGGGAGCAACAUGGUGUGAUCAACCUUGACCUCCUCCAGGCGCAACCUAAUUACAAAGCACCUAAGCGUCUUCCUGAGUUCCCAGUCUUCCAUGACCCGGAUGUUCUAUGCUGCCUGUUAAGGGAAGAGGAAUUUUAUGGCAAAGGGUGGAUGAUCAUGGUUGACAUGAAGCAAGCGAAUCUGCGGUCAUGUACUCAAUAUGUCAACCGACAGUCCUACUGUGCCAAGUGUGUGGAUACGGGCUGUGCUGAGUGUGAGGAGGACAGAGACGAGUUUUCUAAUGUGCUCCUACUUCCAACUGUCUUCUCCAAACAAUUUGAAAAGCCAACAGGGAUGGAAUUGGACAACGACAAGGUUGGGGUUCUUCUUCCAAAGAAGCAUAAGCUGUCUGCAAGGUUUUCUUCAAAGAACCGUAAGAUUAAGUGUGCCGUGUAAAAGACCUGGAAUCUGGUGACAUGGUGUUGAGCAUAGUAUGGAAGAUGAUGUUGGUGUUAAUGCUUUGAUGGUGCACUACAGGCAGAACCAAGCCAACAGGGAAAAAUUUGCAUUGAUGUGAAGAAGAUGAUGUACUGAUGAAUACCUUUAUCUACCUAUUUAUUUAUUAGAGUAAACGAUGCAUGUUUCUGGAUUAUCUAAUCUAAUCAUGAUGUAGUGAUUGAAUAUC